AUGAAUACCACAGAUAACCAACUGCACUUUAUCAAUAUAACCAACACCUGUGAAGCUUCAUCUUUCACUAUCACUCUUCUUCCUGCAGAGAUUUUCAAUCCGCAGUACUCCACGCAGUGUGUCCAGACCGUCAAGCAUAAGCGGAAUCGUCUUGACCUAUCUGAUGAACACACGUACUGCCAUAUCUGUGGAUGGACUUUCUUGCACAAGGACGCCUAUGAAAAGCAUUUGUACGUAUCGAAGUGCCAUUGCCAUUGUCAGGAUUGCAUGAAGAGGUUCCAGUCCUCCUCUUCUUUUCGGAGACAUAGAUGCGAUUACGGAGAAGGUGAUUGCGAGAGGAGCCCUGAAUGGUCAGAAGAUGAGUUGGCAAUUAUGCAAGAGCUAGAACGGAACCUGGUAUCAAGCGGAAAAUUAGAUUGGCCGGAAUGGUUCGUGCGUCCUCCCAAUUCAACAUGGCGAGGGUCACACUCUAAUGUUAAACAACCUCUGGAAAACAAAAAUGGACUGGACGUCGAAGCCUGCCUGCGGGAGACACUUCUGCGACGGAUGUGCACAAUUUCUCCCAUUGAUCAUCGGCUGGCGCUGGAGAGGAUGAUGCCGUUAUACACAAAGCAGAAUUUCCACGCAGAAAUACCUGUAUACUCCUUCUCAUGGCAACCGUUUGGUGUAUGUGGUAACUUCUUUGAAUUGAUAUCACAUGGUUGGAUCUAUGGAAUGGACAAGCUGAGUAACAAUUCGUGGAACUUUGCUCAACAGACUGAAAUGACUUGGGUGAAUGGAAGCUGUUCAUACGCCCCCCAGGCCCCUCAAAUCAGGGCUGAGAUAUGGAAGUCAACUUUUUCUGCAUUACAUGAGACUUUGAAGUCCGAAUCUUCAUUUCGGCCGAAAUCUAUCUGGAGACUGCUUAAGAACGAGAGCAAGGAUACACAGACGACACUCUCAGGUAGCUUUACGGCUUGA
Molecule: messenger RNA, 960 nt
Organism: Guyanagaster necrorhizus
Lineage: Eukaryota; Fungi; Basidiomycota; Agaricomycetes; Agaricales; Physalacriaceae
Exons: 12
Coding region: 1-960 (319 amino acids)
Source: RefSeq, a predicted model, not a curated record